Messenger RNA from Puccinia graminis f. sp. tritici CRL 75-36-700-3, 2408 nucleotides. RefSeq lists its product as uncharacterized. Lineage: Eukaryota; Fungi; Basidiomycota; Pucciniomycetes; Pucciniales; Pucciniaceae. Gene Ontology annotation, cellular component: transcription factor TFIIIC complex. Gene Ontology annotation, biological process: transcription initiation at RNA polymerase III promoter. Bases 70 to 2073 code for a protein of 667 amino acids. The record is from RefSeq and is a predicted model, not a curated record. The transcript is spliced from 10 exons.
UCCUCUUCUCGUACUACUUAUACAUAUUCCCCAGAGCUCCCGGACGACUGAACACGAGAAUUACGUCUGAUGGCUGCAGAGAGGACGAGCCAGGAUCUGAGUGGUCCGGAGCUGGUGGCGAUAGAGUGUCCGGUCCGAUUGAAGGCCGAACAGAACGGCGGCGACGGCCAACGGGGACGAACCGGGCCGGGAUCAUCAUUGUACGAUGGCUUGAUCGCCCGGCUGGGUGGGCCGAGUCAGUUGUCCGAUCAGCUCGCCGGAAGGGAUCCUAAUCGGCCCGUCGAACUCACCCUCAUCAAGUGCUCGGCCAAUGACUUCGUCCGGCCCGUCCCCGGCGAAUGGGUCCAAACUUCCAACAUCCUCAUCAAAGUCAUCAAACGUACCCGGAAGCUCAAAAAACAUCCUGCCGGAACGAACGAUACCAGUCCUACUCCCAUCGGUGAUGCUAUCCAGCCCAUCACCCGUCUCUACAAGAUCGAACCGGUCGGGGUGAUUCCUACAACAGUCAGGUUCCGAGCUUUGGCAGAUUACCAGUACACGCCUGAGCUUAAACAUCCCAUCAACGUCUUGGCUCGGGACAUGAGGUCUUUGAAUUUCGAGGGGAUUCUGAAGUUUGGAUUCGAGGCCGAAACUGAGGAUUAUUCGAGCUCCAAAAUCGGAUUAUUCCCGCCUCCGUUAUUCAGCCGAUACCUCGUCCCUCAGCUGUAUCACUAUCGACAGAACAUUCCUACAGUGGUCACGCAGACUUCAGACGGCUCACAGCGGUUGAUUAAUCGGACGAGAUAUGUGCCUAUGGGUCCACAGACGAUCACCUAUGACCAACCUGAUGUCCCGCAAAGUGCCUUAGCAAGGGACCUGGAACAAAAGAAACCAGAGAACCAAGCUCUGUUUCAGAAACUUGCGUCGUUGUUUGAACAACGACCGAUAUGGUCUCGGAUGGCUUUUCAACAUCAUCUUACACCCGUUGAUUUACGUUAUAUUCGUCAGAAUAAGGUCAUCCUCGCCCAUUAUUGUUAUUUGUUUUCUGACGGACCAUUUCGAGAGCUUUUGAUCAGGUUUGGAUAUGAUCCGCGACUGAUUCCUGAGGCUAGAUUCUUCCAGCGAAUGUCUUUGAGGAAUGUUGAUCGUAAAGAAGCAAAGGAUAAGCUUACUCUCAAGUUGAUGAAGAAGCCCAUUACCAGAUCGGACACUGCGGAGAAUGCAACUUCGGAUGCUCUACGUGACCACAUUUUCGACGGAUUAGAAUUACAUCAAAGUGUGGGAACUUAUCAGCUAUGCGACAUAACCGACCCAUUAUUGGUCUCAUUAAUCAACUCGACCAAGGGAGUCUUACCGAAAUGUGAUGUACGAACAGGCUGGUUCACAUCGAAUGCGAUCGAACAGAUCCGGUCGAUCCUUCGCCGGAAAUUUCACGCCUUAUUAGACGAACAACGAGUCGUCAAAGAUGUCGAAUGUGUCGAUUUGUUGGACAUUGAUAUCAGUCAAGACGCUGUUGAUCUGUUGAAGAAGUCUGGCUCCGCUCAUAGUAAAAAAUCUAAAGAAUCUCGUCAACAGAACAAGGACUCUCAAGUGGAUCCAGAGUCGGUUGAUCCAGAUCCCGAGUCGACCGACGCCCAAUCCCCCUCUUCCCGGCGCCGGAAACCGGCCAAUUCGAAGCCGCGUCAUCCCAAUCCACUGCUGAAGCUCCGCCGUGAACGGCAAAGGGUGAGGGCCAAAGCGGUGGGUAAACGAGUUGCGUUUACCGAACCUAGCGGCCGUGGGGGCCGGAAUCCCGAUCCUAGCGGCUCUCGGGGACCGAAAGCUCGAGCCGGCGCCUCAACGAGCAAUCGGAUGGAGAUCGACGACCAGCCGACGGAAGAGAAGCGGUCGGAGGGCGAGGGUGGACUCGAAGGUGACGAUGAGGAAGGACAGGCGGCAGAGGAGGAAGAUUUCUUCAAAGAAGAUGUCGAUGAUGAUGAUGAUGAAGAGGAAGAGGAGGAGGAGAGCUCGGAAGAUGGCGAAGACCAGGAUGAUGAGGACGAAGAUCCCUUCCAACAAGAUCGAAGCUCAAGUCUCUCUGAUCUGAGCAGCUGAUGAUUCGUCGUGCAAUCUUCAGUUGUUGUUUUCUCAACAUGCUACCCUUUUUUUCUUCUUCAUUCUUGUGUUGUCUAUAAUCAUUCAUUGGAAAUCAUUCAACCUAAUUCAUCGCAAAUUUUUCCCGACCCCAUAUUCGUUGGUCGUCUCGCUGUCUAAUCGUGUCUUUUACUUUCCAUCUUUAGUCAUCUUAUCCUAUCAACUACUUGAUUACAAACCCUGAAGUGUCAGUUUCCCUCCAAAAAUCGGGCAGCAGUUCUCCCUGGGCCCUGAGGCUAUCCGGCCAAGUGGGCGGGCCUCAGCUCAGGCCCAACAUUGUUCAUGAGUCCAUGAGC